Messenger RNA from Komagataella phaffii GS115, 621 nucleotides. RefSeq lists its product as hypothetical. The transcript has 2 exons. The coding region runs from base 1 to 621 and encodes 206 amino acids. NCBI's taxonomy places the organism in Eukaryota, Fungi, Ascomycota, Pichiomycetes, Pichiales, Pichiaceae. The record is from RefSeq and is a predicted model, not a curated record.
AUGGUGACAAGGUUGCUUUCAAGCCCUGAUACUAAAGUGGUUCAUAUUUGCAUGAGUGGUUCGUAUCCGGAGGAUCAUCUACAGAACGUGCUAAAAUCAUUAUCUUUUGGUGACGAAAAAAAGAAGUUACCAUUGGAUGACAAGACAAAGAAUACUAUUUUAGAUAGUAUUUGGCUGGCUUACCCUGACGAUCUGAAUGAGUCGUACGAACAAUUGGAGAAACUUCAAGAAGAGAAUUCAGCGGGUCUCUCAAAACUGAUGAUUGUUAUUCAAGAUUUGGAUGAUAUGGCUGAGUUAUACGCCUUCAGAGAUUUCACAUCAGCCUGUGCUACAUUGAUGAAUUUCAUGCUUAAAUUAAGAAAAAUCAGUCAACUGGGAGCUACGGUCAUAGUUACUAAUAUCAAUCAUGACUCUGGAGUGUCUAUGAUAUUCUCCUACAUAGCCAAGUUUUACGACAAUAAACUAACGUUCAGCUUUCACAAAGGCUCAAUACUUUUAGAGAUACGUCCUCUAACGAUAUCAACCGAACUUCAGCUCAGCACUACUACACUCUCUAUCAACCCACAAACGAUGUACCACAUGCUUUUCCCCAGCUCUGAAAAUGCCCUUAUCAGCACGUGA